UCUAGGUUUCAAGCUCAUGCCAAAGACUGUGCCUUGUUUCUCUUAGAGCUGCAAUUAAGGAGUGAGAAGGUUAUCACGAAGACAAAGUGUUGGAGCUUUGCACAGACCUUGUUGUGCUGGAAGAGUUGUGUUGAACUCUGAAAUGUCCUUCAGCCUGGCAGGCCUUCUGCAACUCAGUACCUCACUAUCAGGCUGUCCCAGGGGAAAGUUCGCUAUAGGUUUCAGGAAGUGCUAAGAAAUCCCAGCCAAGCGGUGUUCCAGAGGAAGGGGAACACGAUUCUGGACCAUCAUUUGCUUUACCAGGAUACACAAGUUCUCCUGAGUGGUUGAAUCAGUUGUUCUUCUGUCUCUGCUUUUCCUCAGGAGAAAUGGCCAAAUGUACCUUUUCCACAUUAGAGAUAUUCCUGAUUUUCCUCUUUGUGAUGAUGACAGGGAUCACGGUGGCUCUUCUCAGCCUGUUGUUCGUCACCAGUGGGACCACUGAAAAUCACACAGGUUUUCCAACCACCCAGAUCCCUCCAGCCACCCAGAUCCCUCCAGCCACCCACCCUCCAGCCACCCAGGGCCCCACAGACAUCCAGGCAUCUCCAACACCCAGCACCCCAGAGCCUACUCUAUUUCAGAACUUCAGUGGCUACCAUAUUGGUGUUGGGCGAGCUGACUGCACGGGCCAAGUAGCAGAUAUCACUUUGAUGGGCUACAGCAAAACUGGCCAGAAUGCACAAGGCAUCCUCACGAGGUUGUACAGUCGUGCGUUCAUCGUGGCGGAACCAGAUGAGUCCAGUCGAGUAGUGUUUGUCAGCAUUGAGAUUGGCAUGGUGUCCCAACGACUCAGGCUGGAGGUCCUGAACAGGCUGCAGAGUAAAUAUGGCUCCCUGUACAGAAGAGACAACGUUAUCCUGAGUGGUACUCACACACACUCGGCUCCAGCAGGAUAUUUCCAGUACUCUACAUUUGUGAUUGCCAGUGGAGGAUUUAGCAAUCGAACUUUUGAGUACAUGGUUGCUGGCAUCAUGAAGAGCAUUGAGAUAGCACAUGCAAAUAUGAAACCAGGCAAAAUCUUUAUCAAUAAAGGGAAUGUGGAUGGUGCACAGAUCAAUCGAAGCCCUUCUUCGUACCUUCGGAAUCCACAGUCAGAGAGAGCAAGGUAUUCUUCAAAUACAGACAAGGAAAUGGUACUCUUGAAAAUGGUAGAUUUGAACGGAGACGACCUGGGUCUUAUCAGCUGGUUUGCCAUCCACCCAGUCAGCAUGAACAAUAGCAAUCAUCUUGUGAACAGCGACAAUGUGGGCUAUGCCUCUUACCUUUUUGAGCAAGAGAAGAACAAAGGAUAUCUACCUGGAGAGGGACCGUAUGUAGCAGCUUUUGCUUCAUCGAACCUGGGAGAUGUGUCCCCCAAUAUUCUUGGCCCGCACUGCAUCAACACGGGAGAGUCUUGUGAUAAUGCCAAUAGCACUUGUCCCAUCGGUGGGCCUAGCAUGUGCAUUGCUAUGGGACCUGGGCAGGAUAUGCUUGACAGCACACAAAUCAUAGGACGGAUAAUAUAUGAGAAAGCAAAGGAACUGUAUGCCUCCGCCUCUCAGGAGGUAACUGGGCCACUGGCUUCAGCUCAUCAGUGGGUGAAUAUGACGGACGUCACCGUCUGGCUCAAUUCUACACACACAGCAAAAACAUGUAAACCAGCCUUGGGCUACAGUUUUGCAGCUGGCACGAUUGACGGAUUUGGAACCCUCAACUUUACGCAGGGGACAACAGUAGGGGAUCCAUCGUGGGACAGUAUUCGGGAUCAGGCCCUGGGCAAGCCAUCUGAAGAAAUCAAAGAAUGCCAAAAACCAAAGCCAAUCCUUCUUCAUACUGGAGAGCUGUCAAAACCUCAUCCCUGGCACCCAGAUAUAGUUGAUGUUCAGAUUAUUACUCUUGGGUUCUUGGCCAUCACUGCCAUCCCUGGGGAGUUUACGACCAUGUCUGGACGAAGACUUCGGGAGGCAGUUCAAGAGGAAUUUGCAACUUAUGGGAUGCUGAAUAUGACUGUUGUUAUUUCGGGUCUUUGCAAUGUAUAUACACACUACAUUACCACCUAUGAAGAAUACCAGGCUCAGCGGUAUGAGGCAGCAUCCACAAUUUAUGGACCACAUACUCUGUCUGCUUACAUCCAGCUUUUCAGAGUCCUUGCUAAGGCCAUUGCUACGGAUACAGUAGCCAAUCUGAGCAGCGGUCCAGAGCCUCCAUUUUUCAAAGACCUGAUGGCCCCAUUAAUCCCUAAUGCUGUGGAUAGAGCGCCUGUAGGCACAACUUUUGGGGAUGUCCUGCAGCCAGCCAACCCUAAAUACAGAGUGGGAGAAGUUGUUGAAGUUACAUUUGUAGGUGCUAACCCGAAGAAUUCAGCAGAGAACAAGACCCAUCAGACCUUCCUCACUGUGGAGAAAUAUGAGGCCACAUCAGCAACAUGGAAGAUAAUGCAUAAUGAUGCCUCCUGGGAGACUCGUUUCUAUUGGCACAAGGGAUUACGGGGUCAUAGCAAUGCAACGAUACAAUGGCAUAUUCCAGAUACUGCCCAACCUGGAACCUACAGAAUAAGAUACUUUGGACACAAUCGGAAAAAGAACAUUCUCAAGCCCGCUGUCAUACUUCCGUUUGAAAGCACUCCCUCCACUUUUGAUGUUGUAACUACUUGGUGAAAAGUUGACAAAGAGCAGCUGUACUCUGUAUGAUUUAAAUAAUCAAUUUCAUGUGAAUGUAACCUAUUAUGAUGACUUCAAUAAUUGUCCUUGUUUGGGAACAGAUAGUUUACUGCUAAUGGGACAGGUGUGUGUGUGUGUGUGUGUGUGUGUGUGUGUGAGAGAGAGAGAGAGAGAGAGAGAGACGUGUGUAUGUGUCCCAUUUACCUUUGCUCUAGUAGAUUUUACAUCAUGGUCUGCUGCCUAAAGCAUGAUUUCCCUUGGGGCCCUGUGGUUGUUUAAAGAAACAGUUCCCCUCAAUAUGAAACCUCUGAAAUGUUAGUGAGAGUGGUUAAAGAUGUGUGAACAAUGUUUAAACUAUUUAUUUAUAGAAUUAUGGAAUGAUAGCACUUAAAAAGUUUAAAGAGGUCAUCUAGUUGGAUCCUUCAUUUUACAGAUGGGAAAAUGAAGUUUUAUGGAUUUAAGAUUAGCAUAAGGCUAGGACCUUGUCCCUCAGUCACAUUUUAAAAAUAUUAUAUAAACAUUGACCAUAAAUGUAUAAGCCCAGUUAGAGAAAAUUAGCAUGCCAGUUUUUCUAUACUGAGUGUAGCUUUUCAAAGCAGCCACCCUGGAGUUGAUAUGGCUGAUCCAGAGUUUUGUUGAUGUUCAAAUCAUUUCUGGAAUUGCCUUCAGAGCCCAAUUAUGAGAAAGUCAGACUUGUAAUAUUUUGGUCAUGCCUUGUGUUUCCCUAGGUGCCCUUAUCCCACUGAAUUGUGUCCCGUAUUCCCAAGACUUGUUCUAAGUGAUUUUUGAUUGUUUCACUAAUCAAAUUCACCCCAAACCCACAAAGUUUUGCUCUUAGUGUAGAUACUAAAAUGAAAAAAGAAUGAAAUUAGAACACUCCCUAACACCAUAUACAAAAAUAAACUCAAAAUGGAUUAAAGACCUAAAUGUAAGGCCAGGCAAUAUAAAACUCUUAGAGGAAAACAUAGGCAGAACAGUCUAUGACAUAAAUCACAGCAAGAUCUUUUUUAACCCACCUCCUACAGAAAUGGAAAUAAAAACAAAAAUAAACAAAUGGGACCUAAUGAGACUUAAAAGCUUUUGCACAGCAAAGGAAACCAUAAACAAGACAAAAAGACAACCCUCAGAAUGGGAGAAAAUAUUUGCAAACAAAGCAACUGACAAAGGAUUAAUCCCCAAAAUAUACAAGCAGCUUAUUCAGCUCAAAAUCAAAAAAAAAAGUAACCCAAACCAAAAAUGGGCAGAAGACCUAAAUAGACAUUUCUCCAAAGAAGAUAUACAGAUUGCCAGCAAACACAUGAAAGGAUGCUCAACAUCACUAAUCAUUAGAGAAAUGCAAAUCAAAACUACAAUGAGGUAUCACCUCACACUGGUCAGAAUGACCAUCAUCAAAAAUCUACAAACAAUAAAUGCUGGAGAGGCUGUGGAGAAGAGGGAACCCUCUUGCACUGUUGGUGGGAAUGUAAAUUGAUAACAGCCACUAUGAGGAAGAGUAUGGAGGUUCCUUAAAAAACUAAAAAUAGAACUACCACAUGACCCAGCAAUCCCACUACUGGGCAUAUACCCAGAGAAAACCAUAAUUCGAAAAGAGUCAUGUACCACAAUAUUCAUUGCAGCACUAUUUACAAUAGCCAGGACAUGGAAGCAACCUAAGUGUCCAUAGACAGAUGAAUGGAUGAAGAAGAUGUGGCACAUAUAUACAAUGGAUAAAGAAGAUGUGGCACAUAUAUACAAUGGAAUAUUACUCAGCCAUUAAAAAAAUGAAAUUAAGUUAUUUGUAGUGAGGUGGAUGGACGCAGAGUCUGUCAUACAGAGUGAAGUAAGUCAGAAAGAGAAAAAUAAAUACUGUAUGCUAACACAUAUAUAUGGAAUCUAAAAAAGAAAAAAAAAUGGUUCUGACAAACCUAGGGGCAGGACAGGAAUAAAGACACAGACGUAGAGAAUGGACUUGAGGACACAGGGAUGGGGAAGGGUAAGCUGGGAUGAAGUGAGAGAGUGGCAUGGAUAUACAUACACUACCAAAUGUAAAAUAGAUAGCUGGUGGGAAGCAGGUACAUCUCACAGG
Messenger RNA from Globicephala melas (long-finned pilot whale), 4746 nucleotides. It is a transcript of the gene ASAH2, whose product is annotated as N-acylsphingosine amidohydrolase 2. Lineage: Eukaryota; Metazoa; Chordata; Mammalia; Artiodactyla; Delphinidae. Gene Ontology annotation, molecular function: N-acylsphingosine amidohydrolase activity. Gene Ontology annotation, cellular component: extracellular region. The record is from RefSeq and is a predicted model, not a curated record. Gene Ontology annotation, biological process: sphingosine biosynthetic process; long-chain fatty acid biosynthetic process; ceramide catabolic process.